AUGGAGAAUGAACAACAAGAAGAGUUAUUGAGACAAAUGUAUUUGCAACAGAAUGAACUAAAUAAUGGACAUGGACAAGGAGUGGAUGAUCAACCUCAACAACUACAACAUAAUGAUAAUGCAAAGAAACAUACUAUUACAAUGUUUAUAAUAUGGGCUGCUAUAUAUCUGAUAGUUAUAGCAUUGAUGUCUGAUAUACAAAAGGAUAUAGACGUUUAUCAACAUUAUAUAUCUGGAACAUGCUUCUUCCAACGCUAUCAUCAAUCAGAAUGGUUACAAACUGAUGAAUCAUCUUAUAGAUUCAAAGGACUUGUAGAAGUACUAGUUAAUACGAAUAAGGAUACAAAGAAAGAGUUGGGAGAGAUAUACCCAAAUAUAGUUAUUGUAUCAACAACAGAUGUACAGACAACAGAAGCCAAUGAUGGAGAAACAAAGACGACGACGACGACGACGUUGUCAUUCCCAAUUGUUACCAAUGUAUCAAUCGAUGAAUCAAUCAACCAGCAAGCAUAUGAGAUGCAUAGUCUACCGUAUGCCACGACUGGCACACAGUAUAGACAUCCUCAGCGAUGCUUCUUCCAUCCACUCAGCAAAGAGGUGGCGGUCUACCGAUCGGUCCUGCCACUGGUAUACCUCAACCUGCUGAUAUGGUGGACUGCCACGGUGAUAGUGGGCUGGCUGCUGGCGCGCCGCCUACUGACCAAGAUCAUGACAUUCCACCUGCAGUUCUAUGUGCUCCUGCAUCUGGUGUCAUUCACCUUCCACGACAGCAUCGAUUACACACUCAAGAUGUUCCUCCAACAGUUUGGACUGCGGUGUCUCCUCUUUGCCGUUGUAGACGUUGCCUUUGACAACAUCCCAUUCAUUAGACUACUCUGUGAUCGAUUCGUCUUUCAUGUCAGCACACUCGUACUCUACCUCAUCUCAUAUUACCAGCUCAUUGAACUAUCAGACUUGACACUGAUCAGUCUG
Acytostelium subglobosum LB1 is the source of this 972-nucleotide messenger RNA. RefSeq lists its product as hypothetical. The transcript is spliced from 2 exons. The record is from RefSeq and is a predicted model, not a curated record. The annotation marks the transcript as partial. Lineage: Eukaryota; Evosea; Eumycetozoa; Acytosteliales; Acytosteliaceae.